This is a messenger RNA of Anguilla rostrata (American eel), 531 nucleotides long. RefSeq names its product translation machinery associated 7 homolog (gene tma7). The coding region runs from base 123 to 317 and encodes 64 amino acids. NCBI's taxonomy places the organism in Eukaryota, Metazoa, Chordata, Actinopteri, Anguilliformes, Anguillidae. The record is from RefSeq and is a predicted model, not a curated record. The transcript is spliced from 4 exons.
GCAUGACAGUCAAAUUGUACUCAGGCAUGUAAUGGACAUCCUUUUUCCGGUUAGAAUCAUUGGGUCCUAACAGCGCGGAGCUUGGAAUUAACUGUAGUGCGUUUGCCGAAGUAAUCGCCGACAUGUCUGGAAGAGACGGUGGGAAGAAGAAACCUUUAAAACAACCUAAGAAGCAGUCAAAGGAUAUGGACGAUGAUGAGGUAGCCUUCAAACAGAAACAGAAGGAAGAACAGAAACAGUUGGAGGCAAUGAAGGCGAAGGCUGCUGGGAAAGGUCCCCUAACUGGUGGAGGAAUCAAGAAGUCUGGGAAAAAGUGAGAUGACAUCACCGACAGACUGCAGCUGCGUUCUGUCUGAAGCUCUGCUCAUAAUCCCUCAAGAUGCGCUCUGUACUUCCCUGUGUCCGUUGUAAAAAAAAAAAAAAAAAAUUUUAAAUUAAAAAAAAAUGGAAUGGAGAAGUUACCUUUCAACUGUUCUUUUUGGUUGUCAUUGUAAUGAGAAAACCUGGAAAUAAAGUUUUGUAACUACUGUG